AUGGAGAAUGUAGAAGGUGGUGAAUCCCUCAGAAAGUGCAAACAGUCAUUGUGUCAAGCUGUGUUUUAUGCGUUUUGGUGUGUUCUCUCCACACAGAUUGAGAAGUUGCAAAAUCAAAUUGAAAAGGAGAAGCAAAGUAAUCAAGAUCUGGAGACCUUGAGUGAGGAGCUGAUAAAAGAUAAAGAGCAGCUGCAAGUCGUCAUGGAGACUCUAAAAGCUGACAAAGACAGACAGAUAAAGGACCUGAAACAAGAAAACGAUCACCUUAAUCAAGUGGUUUUGUCACUGAGACAAAGAUCUCAAGUGAGCAGUGAGGCAAGAGUAAAAGAUAUUGAAAAAGAGAACAAGAUCCUUCAUGAAACAGUUACAGAGACAAGUAGCAAACUGAGCAAGCUGGAAUUUGAGAAGAAACAAUUGCAAAAGGAUUUUGACCAGGUUAGAGAAAAAGUGGAAAGAGUGGAAGAAAUGGAAAAAGAGCUCCAUCGGCUGGAGAGGGAGAAUGAACAGCUUACAAAGAAGGCAGCAGUGAUGAAAAUAGUGACGGAAAAAGUGGAAGUUCUUGAGCAGGAGAAUGGGGAUCUGGAAGUGGAAAAUAGGAAGCUAAGAAAAUCCCUGGACACAUUGCAGAAUAUUUCCAUCCGGCUUGGUGACCUGGAAAGGGACAAUAAGCAAUUGGAUGAAGAAAAUCUGGAGCUUAGGAAAGUGGUGGAGACGAUGAGAUUUACCAGCACAAAAAUGGCACAGACAGAAGCAGAAAAUAAAGAGUUGGAGAGGGAGAAAGAGGACUUAAGAAGGAAUGUGGAAAUGUUAAAAGCAAUGAGCAAAAAAUCAGAGAGGCUGGAGCUAAGCUAUCAGAGUGUCAGCUCUGAAAACCAGAGACUUCAGCAAAUUGUGGAGAACAGCAGCAAAAAGAUACAGGAGUUAGAAAAAGAAGUACAGGGAAUGGAGAGUGACAAUCAGGUCCUCCAGAGAAACCUUGAGGAGCUAAAGGUUUCUGCCAAACGGCUAGAGAGAUUGGAAAAGGAGAACAAAGCCCUGGAACAAGAAAUAUCUCAGCUUGAGAAAGACAAAAAAAUGUUAGAGAAAGAAACAAAACGACUUUGGCAGCAAGUGGAGCUGAAAGAUGCUAUUUUGGAUGAUAGUACAGUAAAGUUGGCAGUUGCUGAGAAAGAAAACAAGACACUAGAAAAGGAAAUUGCUCGAUUCAGGGAUUCAUCUAACAAGCUGAAAGAAUUUGAAAAAGACAAUAAAGACCUCAUAAAGCAAGUUACAAUUGAUAAAAAAACACUAGCUACAUUGAGAGAGGAUUUGGUCCUGGAGAAGCUGAAGAGUCAACAGUUGUCUAGUGAGCUAGACAAAUUGAGCCAGGAACUGGAGAAGAUAGGAUUGAACAAAGAGCUGCUGCUACAGGAUGACAAUGGCAAUGACGACACAAAAUACAAGAUUCUGGAAAGCAAAACUGAAUCAGCACUAAAAACAACACUAGCUGUAAAAGAGGAAAAAAUUGCAAUGCUGGAAGCUCAAGUGAAAGACUCUCUGAACUUGAACCAGCAGUUACAGAAUGAUCUAAAUAUGGUAAAGAAGGACUUUGAUGCACUUAAGCAGACUCAACAGGAUGGACAGUAUGCUCAGAAGUCACUGAGGUAUACUACAGAGAAACUCAUUCCCAACCACCAAAUGACUGAGAAGCUGGAAACAGGGCACCAGGAAGCUACUAUGGAGCUGCUGAAACUGAAGGAUAGGGCAAUUGAACUGGAAAGGAAUAAUGCAGCUCUACAUACUGAGAAGCAGCUGCUUAAAGAACAGCUGAAGCAUUUGGAAACACAGAAUGUCUCCUUCAACAAUCAGAUCCUGACACUGCAGAAGCAAAAUGUCUUCCUUCAGGAGCACAACACUGCCCUGCAGACACAGACAGCCAAACUCCAGGUAGAAAAUUCAACUCUCAGCUCCCAGAGUUCUUCACUGAUGGCCCAGAAUACUUUACUCCAAAAUCAGCAGACAGCAAAGGAGAAUGAGAAUGAAAAUCUACUGAAACAGAAGGAGCAGCUGAAAGCUGAGUACGAGUCAUUGCUUCAGGACCAUGAACACCUUGCUUCACUACAUGAACGGCAGUCUGCAGAAUAUGAAGUGCUAAUAAAUCAGCACAGCUGCCUGAAAACAUUGCACAAAAACCUGGACCUGGAGCACAAAGGUCUUGGUGAGAGAUACAACAGUUUAAUGAAACACAAGGCAGAACUGGAAGAGUUGGAAAUAGUUUUAAAAUCCGAAAGAGAGAUUCUGCAACAAGAGAGGAGAUCAAAUGCAGUAACUGCUGGGGAAAACCAGAAGCUGAGGGAGGAACUGGACAGGGUGAAUUUCUUUCACAGCCAACUAAAGGCAGAAUAUGAAGGUCUACAUGCACACACUAAAGAGCUGAAAACUUCCUUGAACAACUCUCAACUGGAGCUGAAUCGUUGGCAGGCUCGCUAUGAUGAGCUGAAAGAACAGCACCAGUCCAUGGAUAUCUCUCUGACCAAGCUGGAUAACCACUGUGAGCUGCUGUCCCGUCUAAAAGGAAAUCUGGAAGAAGAAAACCAUCAUCUCCUGAGUCAGAUUCAGAUGCUGAGCCAGCAGAAUCAGAUGUUACUGGAGCAAAACAUGGAGAACAAGGAGCAGUAUCAUGAAGAACAGAAACAAUACAUUGAUAAAUUGAAUGCCUUAAGGAGACACAAGGAAAAACUUGAAGAAAAGAUAAUGGAUCAGUACAAGUUUUAUGAUCCUACUCCAAAAAAGAAAAACCAUUGGAUUGGAGCCAGAGCCUUAGUCAAACUAAUCAAGCCAAAGAAGGAGACUACAAGGGAGCGGUUGAAACCAGCAGCAGAAAGCCCUCAAUGGCAUUCUGAAUCCGCAGAGACUGUAAACUCUCCAUCUGCCUCCCAAAAACUGAAACAUCAACAAGAGACUCAGGAUAGUAACUCUCAAGGGUCAAACUCUAUGGAAGAGAGAGAGAACCCUGGAGGUUCUUCAAACAAAGUGAUAAUGGACCUAAAGCAAAAGAGGAAUUCCCAUCAUGGAAGCAGCAAUGAUUAUGUUGAAAUUGCAUCAGACUCUGCGACAAAACACUCCUGUGUGGAGCUGAGUCCCAGGACUUACUCAACCUCAGCUAUUCAUCUACAAACUUCCACUCCCAUCUCCAGGCUGCAGAGCAGACCAAAAGGCUAUAAUUCAGAAGAUAAUCUAUGUGAACAGUCCCCUGAGGUGGAGUUUCCAAGCACCAGACAGCACGUCUCCAGGCCAAACAGUUUAGAGAGCAGCAGAAACGCUUCCAGCAGUAGUUCACCUCUCAAUUUGAAAGGUUCCUUAGAUCAUAUCCAUGGUAGAACCGAGAGCCUCAGUAGUGAAGAUACAGUGCCAAGCCGAGAGACACCAGCCUUGCUCCGUGACAACUAUCCCUUUCACUCUGCUUCCACUGUCUUAAACCCUAGCAGCAGGCAUGAAUCCUCCUCCCACAGGAAUGGUUUGAUCUCAUAUGAUAUACCUCAGAAAAGUACUCCAUCCCAGUCUUACUCAGGUAGACAACGGUCUGCUUCACCUGGCAGUGAGAUGGUAACUUUGGAAGAGUUCUUGGAAGAGAGCAACAGACUGUCCCCACCAAGUGACACCUGCAGUAACAGAGAUGACUUGCUCAGCGAUUACUUUAAGAAAACAAAUGAGCCUUCAGCUACUGGGAACCUGCUGGUUCAGCCAUCCAGAAAGGAGAGUGCUAAGACGCCUGGUAGUCUUGUUGCUGCAACUGGAAAGAUAACCAUCACCAAUGAAGAAGGAAGAAUGGCUAAGCCUGGAAAUUACACAAAGCCAAACCUUAGACAAGUCGAACCUGACCCUCUGACAAACUCCCAGGGGUCCCUUAAACUUUUUCACACAGCACAGCACCAGCCUGCCAGUGGAAUGCGGCAGAUGGCGCAGCCGCAGCAGCCCGGAACCACGAGCAGGAGAAGUACAUCACUGAGCAGGGCAUUUAGCUUAGCAUCUGCAGACCUCCUCAGAGCCACUGGCCCAGAGGCCUACAGGCAAGAGAGUCCUCAGAAGUCAGCAACAGACCAGCGUGGGGGCAAGGACGCUGUUAGUCAGACAGCUAGAGCUUCAGUGCCAACAAACUCCCAGGUAACCUUAAGAGAGAGGCCACAGUCUGCCAAGGUGGGAGGUUCCUUGCAAGGUGUUGAUUCUCACUGUUGGCAGCUUGAUGCGAGGCGCCAUUCCCUGGCCCCACCAAAAGAUGAGAGGCCACUCUCUUUCCAUCAGCUCUCUGCCUCACCCACUGCAUCCACCAGCAAUCUGCAUGUCCAGCAGCAAGAGCGCAUGAACUCUGGGCAGCACUACUCACCUCCAUCACACACUCCCUCUAAAGUGAAACCCAAGCCAGCCCCUCGUACUGGGGAGGUGGCCACCGUGGCCCCUGCCAGACCUGUUUCCAGCAGCACUGAGGGAAGUAUUUCCCUAGGGCAAAGCCAGAGUGAUGCCCUACUUGGCAAGUGCCAGGGUAAGCUGCCAGAAGGCAGUGCUGGAGCUAUGGAGGAGCCCAUGAGAGGAAGCAGCUCCAACAGCACUACUGGGUCUCCAGACCCCCAGGGGGAUCAGCAGACAGUUUGGUAUGAGUACGGGUGUGUGUAA
Nestor notabilis (Kea) is the source of this 4650-nucleotide messenger RNA. Its product is annotated as protein Daple-like. Gene Ontology annotation, cellular component: cytoplasm; centrosome. Gene Ontology annotation, molecular function: microtubule binding; dynein light intermediate chain binding. The record is from RefSeq and is a predicted model, not a curated record. Lineage: Eukaryota; Metazoa; Chordata; Aves; Psittaciformes; Psittacidae. Gene Ontology annotation, biological process: cytoplasmic microtubule organization; cytoskeleton-dependent intracellular transport. The transcript has 18 exons. The coding region runs from base 1 to 4650 and encodes 1549 amino acids.